CCUGGUGAUCUGUCAGUGCGACACACGUAACGUAAGCUAAGGAAUACGAUAAGGAAGCAUUAAACCGGCAACCUUCCACGGCGAUGUGAACGACGGUGCGUUGGGUAAGACCUGCUCAUUAGAACCUUGAACCACCUCCUGAGUGACGUGUCCCCAUCCAAAGACAUGGCAGAGCAAGACACAGAUCACCACCACAAAGCAGAAGGCAAGGAAGAAGAAACACAGCCCACAAACAUGGAUCGUGUCUCACCAUUUGAUGAGAGCAAACAGAAGGAGACUGAUAUUGCUCUGAAUCUAAAGCAGCAGCUCUCAGAUGAUUCAGCUGCAUCAUUUGCACCCAUGGGCAGUGAGACAAACAACGACAGUGGUAAAGACAUGGAGCAGCAUGAUGUUAAAAAAGAAUCCUCACCUUCAGAUGAGGACACGAUGCUGAACAUUAAGGAGAAAAGCACCCUGUCUCAGGCUGAUGAAGAAAGUCAUGGUGAUUACAACACAGAGAAACGAAGAAAUGAGCAACUCAACAUGACAGCUGAGGAGAUUUCCAAAGACUCUUCAGCUCCAGAUGUGAACACAGUGCUGAAUGUGAAGGAGAACAGCCCCGCACUUCAGGCUGAUGAAGAAAGUCAUGGUGAUUAUAGCACAGAGAAACCAAGAAAUGAGCAACCGACCGUGACAGCUGAGAUUUCUGAAGAACCUUCAGCUCCAGAUGAGGACACAAAGCCGAAGGAGAACAGCACCCCACUCCAGGCUGAUGAAAGAAGUCAUGGUGAUUACAGCACAGGGAAACCAAGAAAUGAGCAACCGAACUUGGCAGCUGAGAAGAUUUCCAGAGGGCAUCACACUAGGGAGGAGAAAGAACCAGAAACAACCAGCUCACCAACCCUGGGUGACAGAAGUGACCGAGUAGAUGGACCUGAUAAAGAAAUCCCAGACACUGACAACACAAAUGCUGAGGCUGGAGAGGGAGAUGGAAGCUGUCCAGAGAAGGUUGUAGCUCCUGAGGAAGAAGAGGAGAGAACAUCCUUCCCACAGGCACAGACACGUGUUGAAACAAUUGGUCCUACCAUUCAGGAGGCCGCUGAUGCUGAACCUGCAGUUCCAGUGGUUCAGAGAGCUCUUGGAGGAAAUGGUAUGUACCUGCUAGCAGGUGUACUGGUAUUAGUUGCCAUCCUGAUGUCACCUCUCCUCCAACCCGAGUCUCCACCUCAGAAGGACGACGUGCGGCAAAUAGACAUCUUCCUCAGGCAGCUGGAAAAAGUUAAGACUCAGUUUCCUAACCAGCGUGCUGAGCUCUGGAACAGGAGCAAGAUUCACCUGCUGAGGCACCUCCAGACAGCCCAGCCCACAGAGCCAGUCAGCCUGAUCCUGACUGCAGGCCACAGAGCCGAGAAGACACUGCACUGCCUGGCUCAGAGCCUGGCCUCAGCCUUCUCUUCUGCCCUCAAUGCCUCCGUCCUCCACAUCGAUGGGGCCAGCAAAGCCAGCCAGGACAGCGACCAGGUCAAACUGGACAUCGACAGCAAGUUGCAGGGAGCUUUCGAAGGAGACAAACCUGUGGCUGUCAUUAACCGCUUCGAGGAGCUGCCUCCGGGCUCCACCCUUAUUUUUUACCGCUACUGUGACCAUGAGAAUGCUGCCUACAAGAAAACUUGUCUGAUCUUCACAGUACUGCUGGGGGAGGAGGAGGAGAUUCCUGCCGAGACUCGUUUGAGUACUGUGGAGGAGAUGGUGGAUGACCAUCUUCAGAAGAAGUUCCUCUCUGAUGAAUAUCCAGUAUCUUUUGACAAGAUGGACAUUGACAAGUACGGUGGACUGUGGAGUCGUAUUUCUCACCUCAUCCUGCCUGUGGCAGCAGACGGAAGGAUAGAACAUGAAGGGUGCUCGGGGACAUAAAUAAUCACUGUUGAACUUUUAGCUUAAGCACUAAACUACUGGCUGUCUAUCAGAUUUUUUAUUUGGUGACUUAAGUCAUUCUGGGGCUUGUAGCAGUGGUUUUUAAAGACCCAAAGGUUUCUUACAUACACUGUAAUGAAGCUCUCUGCAUAUGAAGGUAUCAUGUAGAAAUUAGACUUUUAAAGGAACACUUCACCCCUCAUAAGACUAUUUGUACAUCAGAUUCUCCCCUCAAGUUACACUGAAUUUGUGAAGAAAACUUUGCUUUUCUUUCAUGCCUUAUUAGGGAACAGAAUCUAAAACUGGAGAAAAUUCUAGGGCUACAUUAAACAACAGUAAAACUAUAUUAAAACAUCAAUUUGCAAACUCUCA
Epinephelus lanceolatus (giant grouper) is the source of this 2265-nucleotide messenger RNA. RefSeq names its product torsin-1A-interacting protein 2-like. Lineage: Eukaryota; Metazoa; Chordata; Actinopteri; Perciformes; Serranidae. Gene Ontology annotation, molecular function: ATPase activator activity. Gene Ontology annotation, biological process: membrane organization. The record is from RefSeq and is a predicted model, not a curated record. Gene Ontology annotation, cellular component: membrane.